Messenger RNA from Malus domestica (apple), 1296 nucleotides. NCBI's taxonomy places the organism in Eukaryota, Viridiplantae, Streptophyta, Magnoliopsida, Rosales, Rosaceae. The record is from RefSeq and is a predicted model, not a curated record.
AUGGGGCAGAUUGCUUUGCAGGUUUCAGAAAAGGCACCGGGUACAUUUCUCAGCCAAACCGAACCAAAUCCUAGGGGAGCUGUAGAUUACAAGGCAGUUAGAGUUUUAUGUUCUGGCAAAAAUACUGUUAUGGAUUGUGUAUAUGAGCCACCUAUGCCUUAUCCCGAACGGUUGAAGCCUAAAGUCAAAGAUCAACAAUUGACAUAUUUUAUGAAGACUUUGUCUAAGGUUCAGAUUAAUCUACCGUUAAUUGAUGCCAUCAAGAACAUUUUGUCUUAUGCCAAGUUUUUGAAGGAUGUUUGCACAAAGAAAAAGAAGCUCGUUGAUUUUGAGAAAGUGAUUCUUACAGAACAAUGCAGCGUUGUUCUAUUACACAAGUUGCCCCCAAAGAAACAAGAUCCAGGGAGUUUUACAAUUUCAUGCACAAUUGGAAAUGCUCAUUUUAAACGUGCUUUAAUUGAUAUAGGUGCUAGUAUUAAUUUAAUGCCUUUUUCUGUUUUUCAGAGACUAGGACAAGGAGAAAUCAAGCCUACAUCAGUUAUUCUACAACUAGCGGACCGUUUAGUAGCUUAUCCUAGGGGAAAUAUUGAAGACCUAAUUAUUAAAGUGGAUAAUCUCUAUCUUCCUGCAGAUUUUAUGAUUUUGGAUAUGGAUGAAGAUAUACAAACACCGAUUAUUUUGGGACGCCCUUUCAUGGCAACUGCUCGAACGUUAAUUGAUGUAGAGGCUGGAACACUUACACUUAGAGUGCAAGAUCAAUCUGUUGUGUUCAGUUUGUUUGAAGCUACUAAAAGGCCAAGUGAUGUGCAAGAUUGUAUGCAUGUUGAUGUGCUUGACAGCGUAUUGCAUGCUGAAAUUAUUCCACGUUUGACAUCUGAUCCAUUGUUAAAUGUGUUGCAUGGGUUUGAGAAUAAAAAUACAGAAGAUGAAGAGGUUUUUGAGUAUGUUUCAGCAUUGGAAAGUGUUCCUUUUCAACCCCCACAUUGGAGGCACGUUUUUGAGAGUUUGGGGGAACCCAAAAAGCUGUUGCAGCCUUCUAGGGUACAGUCACCUAAACUGGAGUUAAAAGUGCUUCCAGAACACUUGAAAUAUGCUUAUUUGGGUGCAGAUUCUUCGCUGCCAGUUAUUAUAGCUGCUGAUUUAUCAUCAACAGAGGAAGAUAAAUUGUUGCGCAUUUUAAAGAGUUAUCAAGAUGCAAUUAGUUGGACUAUAGCUGACAUUAAAGGGAUCAGCUCUACAAUUUGUAUGCACAAACUUUUGAUGGAAGAUGGAGUAAAACCUGCCAUUGACGCUUAA